This is a messenger RNA of Penicillium robsamsonii, 231 nucleotides long. RefSeq names its product hypervirulence associated TUDOR domain-containing protein. The transcript has 3 exons. NCBI's taxonomy places the organism in Eukaryota, Fungi, Ascomycota, Eurotiomycetes, Eurotiales, Aspergillaceae. Bases 1 to 231 code for a protein of 76 amino acids. The record is from RefSeq and is a predicted model, not a curated record.
AUGGGUGAUAACAAAGUUACCGACAAAUACGGAGAUGUUAUUCACCCCGGUGAUUAUGUGGGAACCAGGAUUCGCGGUGGAACGCAUGAAGGACCUGUGGAAGAGAUAAUCACAGACCAACAACGAGCGGCAGAGGUUGGUGUGAAGAAUCCGCCAAAGAUUCGCUUCCAGAACAAGGAUGGUAAAAUGGUAGCCCACAAUCCAGGUACCUUAGAAAUCGACGACACCUAA